Capronia coronata CBS 617.96 is the source of this 1665-nucleotide messenger RNA. RefSeq lists its product as uncharacterized. Gene Ontology annotation, biological process: regulation of transcription by RNA polymerase II. The transcript is spliced from 4 exons. The record is from RefSeq and is a predicted model, not a curated record. Lineage: Eukaryota; Fungi; Ascomycota; Eurotiomycetes; Chaetothyriales; Herpotrichiellaceae. The coding region runs from base 1 to 1665 and encodes 554 amino acids. Gene Ontology annotation, molecular function: zinc ion binding; DNA-binding transcription factor activity, RNA polymerase II-specific.
AUGAUACCUCGAUUCGGUCGGAAUGGACCUCGCUCUAAGCAAGGCUGUACCACUUGCCGCACCCGCAAAGUGAAAUGUGACGAGCGACGACCGCUGUGCGCACGCUGUGCCAAAAGCCAGGUCAAGUGCGAGUGGGAUAAACCGGCGAGGCCUCGUCGUCAGCCACCCUCGAGGCAAGAACGUGGUAAUAAUAUUGCGUCUAGCCCUCUCCGCCAGGGUGGCGAGUUAAAUCCAAAGCGAGGCCAGGAUGCCAGCGUCUCAGACGAAUCCCACAGUGUUGAGUAUACGAUUAUUAGCAGCCCGCAUUGGCCUCGCAGUGACUCUGUUUAUUCUGACUUCGACGACACCCCACUGUGGCCAACGUUGUCGACGGCCCAUAUUCCUCUGUCGAACUCGGUUAUUCUCGACCACCAGGCAUGGGAGUGCUUCAACUACAUCCCGAGUUCAGUUUUGGCAUUGUACUUGGGAAAGCCUUGGAAAUGGAGUAUGUUGUCCUACGUGCACUCGACCAUUGCGAGACAGGAGCCAGGCGUCAUGAGAGCCUUCGUUGCGGUGGCCGCGAUGGAGAUGAGUUGGCUCCAUUCUCCAUCCAUCGAGCAGGAGAUCGAAAGCGAGGAGUCCCGUCUGAGAAAGUUGCGGCUGAGAAGACUGGGGCUGAGCUAUUACCGCAUGGCACUAAAGGACCUCUCUGUCGUCUUAGAACGCGCAGCGCACGAUGGCCGGACUGAUGCCGAUGUAGACGCUCUAUUCGCGAUCUGGUUCUUGAUUCUGAACUUUGAGCGCUAUCAGGCCGACCUCACAGACAUCUCUCAUGUCCACCUCAGCGGAAUUCGAUCAUUUCUAUCCAAGGUUUCUUCAGCAGGGGCGUCUGGGAGUGGCUUUGUAUUGCCUCCAGCCUCGCAGCAGCUCUUGUUUGUCACAAGUUUCCAUGAUAUCAAUCUCGCGAUGAGCAACGUAAACGCCGGCCAGUUAGCACUGGACCUUUUUACGGCGCCACCAUCUGCUCAGAUCAGUCAAGACCACCUAUUUGACGAAGCGAGGGUGUGCUUGCCCAAAAUCUACGGCUCCGCGUACCCGGUGGAGGAGUACAUGGAUGACAUAGAGAACUAUCGAGCUCUGAACCUGAUUAACAAAUGUCAGAAGCUGAAGCUGGCUAUUCUAAGUCUCGGUAUUGCUUCGAAAGAUGGACCAAUCGAGCAGACGGCAGUGAAGUCCAUCGCUGCUCAAAUCGAGAACCUAGGCAUGGAAUUUUGCGACCUCAUCGCGAUGUCCCGGGUCCUUAAGGCUUCCGGAGGUCGAAGGGUUGUUUAUACAAUAUACUUUGCCGUUAUGGAAUACGAUGGGGUGAAGAUCCUGCACUCAUGCCUCGAACCACAAAGUACUCAGCCUCUCGACACCGUUUUGGCGGAUCUACUGGACAUGGCGCAUAAGUUACUGGCGGAAAACCCGAAGCUGAUCUACAGGUGUCUGUGGUCUCUCACGAUUGCGUUACUUAAGACACGCGAUCCUAUCCACCGCGAUUGGAUCCGAAUCCAGCUUUCACGAGCAGGAAGCCUUAUUCCAUACCCUGCCAUCCCUGGCCAGCAUCUGCAAGAAGUCGAACUGCGCGACAACCCUUUCCUUGCCUAUGAUCUCCCACACUUCACAGAGCGUCUCCUACUAUAG